AUGGCAAUCCUGCUCGGGCGCGCCUUGCUCGAUAUGAACGGCUAUUUCGUUAGGCUUACCGAAAAUGCGUGCAAUAUGCUUGUGAAUUUCCGUAAUUAUCCACACCCCCCGUCUGAACCAGCAUUUGAGAGAAAUGCAGUUCUCUGUGUGGCGAUUUCGCUUGUGAGCGCAGGUUCGAAUGACUCGGUGAUGGAUUGA
Paracoccidioides lutzii Pb01 is the source of this 198-nucleotide messenger RNA. RefSeq lists its product as hypothetical. The record is from RefSeq and is a predicted model, not a curated record. The coding region runs from base 1 to 198 and encodes 65 amino acids. The transcript has a single exon.